AUGAAGGCUUGCCACGUCUUCUUCCUUUUGUUGUGCGCCGAGGCCAUCCAGGUUCGAAACUUUGCGUUUUUUUUUCAAUUGCCUUUUCAUGUACAAUGACCUGAAUCACGUUCUCAAAAUUGCUCAAUUCUCCCAACUUUAUUAUUGAGUUAAAUGUUCGCUUCUCGUGAGAUCUAAUGGAAGCUGAUUUAUUUGAAUAUAAAAUAAUUUUUUCUUGUGCAAAAAAGGAUUAUUUUUUGCCACAAACUUCUUGGGUUGGCAAAGAACAGAGUUUUGUUGAGAACACAGGGUGACCACCCAACAAGUGAAACGGUGAUUCAAUUUCCCGAAAAUUUCCGAAAAAUUGUAAACCUCUUUCCCAUGUUUGUUCUCUGCUCUUUUAAUGUUAGAAAGCCUGAGAAAAGUUUCUCAAUUUUUUUAAGAAUCUUUUUUUGCGGUCGUCGCUAAAAUUAAAUUCCUUUUCCGAGAAAGUUGUAGUCUUUCCAGUCAAUCAUCGCUGUUCGAACCUUUCCAAAGAAAGACAAACUAUCAGAAGAACUUUGGUGGGCGCUUAUACUCGAAAAAAAAGCUGCAGGAAGAAGAUCCAGAUGCGAAUGAACAUCUGGAACCAAGUUAUGGCAUUUCAAAACUCUGCUCAACGACUAGAAUAAACUGUCCUUUUUCAAACCUCGUAAAUAUCUAGCGGGUUUUUUUUGUUCAUUUUGUCAGCAGUGGAGUCUUUUACUCGUUUCCUGGCUUUUCUAUUGCCAUCAACUUUUUCAAAGUUUCUCUGUCCUUUCGAACCGCCGCAUCUUCACUAAGCCUUGAGAGGCUCUGAAUUUUUUUCAAGUUCAAAAUCGUCAACAAGGCCAUGUUCUGUUCAACUUUUUUUUUGCUGUAGUGUUCAAAGACUCAUUUGUCAGGUAUCUAGACGAAGAGACCGAAAAUUAGGCUUUGAACCCUAUCAGGAACCUUUUCCUUCUACUGGCCUUGAAUGGAAUUUCAAACAGGCAUUUGUAUUCUGCUUGAUAUAUGUUUUUGAAACUUGAACUAUUUACUUCUUUUUUUCGUAUUUUAAAAUUCUUUAAAAUUAAACUAUGAGAUUGACCGAAGAGGAUUCUCAGGGUUUUUUCAUCUUUUUAAAAUUUUACUUUAUUCGCGCAUUUCAAUAGAUUAUCUCUGUACAAAAGUUCUUCAUUGAAUCGGCAACAAAAACUAUUUUCGAAGCGAAAAUUGUGAGUUUCAAUCAAAAAGGGAGUAUUCAUUUCAAAAAUCUUUCAAUGAGGCAGUGCGGCUUGAGAUAGGAAAUCUUUUUGAAGCGGUUUUCGAGAGAAAGUUACAAAAGAAGUAUAGGCAAGAGCGAAGCGACGAAAAUGUCCGGAGAAUUCGUGGCCGGAGAGCAAGAUUCUCAGCACCAUAAUGGCCAACUACACGCGAGCCCUGCCCGAUGCCGAGGACAGCGUUCAGGUCAACGUCGAGAUCCAUGUCCAGGUUUUCCUUUCGAGAUUGUUUCUUGUUUAGCUGGGGAAGAAGGUUUUCACCUGACCCAUUUUUUUUAUUUUGAAUACUGGACUUGAGUUUUAAGGAUCCUUGUACUCUUGGGGUCUAUCAAAAAACGUUCCUCUGGGAUUCUCGCCCUUUUUCGGGCAGUUUUUUUGUUUUAAUAAAAGAACGUCAACAAAACUUCGUAAUUUGUUAUCUCGGAUUGGAAGAUUGGCGUCUCUAAAUCAUCAAUGAUUUUUCUUCAAUCAUCAUUUUUGAACGUAAUACAAUUUCAUGCCUUUUAAAAAAAAAAUACAAAAAAGAGGCUUUUUUCAUGGAGUUUGAAGACGGAGUAAAGAGUCGGAAUAAACGAAGAUUUCUCGAAACUCUCUUGCAACUACUGCGUGAAAGCCAUUUUGUACAUGGACCGAAACUUGCUCGUUUGAGAAUGUGGGGAUGAGACUUCAGCCACCGGAUGAGCUCUUUUUGCCGCUUCCGCACAUUUCAUAAUUUCUCUUUUUGCCGCCAACUCUCUCAAAUAUUCCAACGCCUUUCCAAAAUCUAAAAGAGUACGGACGUCGGCCAAAAUAUCAAUUCUCUCAACGUGUUGUUGAUUUCGCACAUUGAAUAUCAAAAGCGAUUAGCAAACCACCCGCCAACUUAAUAUCAAUAGUAACCCAUUCGUUUUUUUCUCAAAAUAAAAGGUAGCGGUGAACGAAAAUAAUUCAUGAAGGUUAAGCUCUCUGUGUGUGAUAUUUGAAAAAAAAAAAACAAAUAAAUGCCUAUGAAAAGAGAAAGGAAAAAAGAGCUCGAAAAAGUCAAAGAUCGACGCGUCCAAUUACGAUUUUUCUGGUUGAUUAGCUUUGCUCACAGAGCGACGCACCAAAAAGAAGCUGUUGCAGGAUAUGGGGAGCCUGAACGAGAUCACGUCGGACUUCCAGAUAGACGUGCUGUUCACGCAGCUGUGGCACGACUCGGCCUUGUCUUUCGCCCAUCUUCCAGCCUGCAAAAGGCCUGUGGCGACGUCCUUUCCCACCUGAAAAUCCCUUUUCAGGAACAUCACGAUGGAAUCGCGUCUUCUGCCCAAGAUUUGGUCUCCCAACACUUGUCUCAUCAAUUCCAAACACACCUACACGCACUCCUCGCCAGGAGAAAACGUCAUGGUCAUUUUGUACGAGGUUCGUUUCAACAAAGUAUCUUCUGUAUAUUAAAGCCUUUCGAAGGGAAAGAUUUGGGAAAGAGGCAUAAACUUAUAUAAAAGUUACGAUACGGGGAGCCUUUUCAACGUUGAUUUUAUUUAUGAAGACUUUCAAAGUCCCUUUAUAUAUCAUCACCUUGAAAAUAGAACUAAUUGAAUAUGCUCAAUAAAAAAAUUUGAAUUAAAAUCGCUUUUACAGGAGGUCCGAUAUUUUUGAUAAUAAAAUCUUUGCCUUAAACGAGCGUGAAAAGCUUUGGAAUUUGACCUGUGGAGGUUUUUUUAAAUUUUCGGUUCAGACGAAAUGGUUUUUUCCCGUGUGCCUCAAAACAAAUUGUCUCAAAAUUUUUCGUCUUUAUGAAUCCUUUUCUCUGCUGGGCUGAUUUGAGUUUCGAAGCCUGGGAACCUCGAGCAAAUCCUUGUCUGAGAAAGCCACAGAAAGCCGCGGCCAAGUACUUGGACGUGCAAAUGUUUUCAAUAAUUUAUCAGACUUGUCCCUAGUUAUUCUAAAACUUGUGUGAAUGAAUAGACAAGACGCGCUGAUUUCCGAUGUGUGCGCACUUACCUAAAUUAACGUCGGCCGACGGCUUUCUGCAGCGUCUCGCCAGAUCUCAGAAACAUCCCUCGGAUGGCACCAAAAGGGUCUCACGGAACUUUAUCUAGACGUGUAGAAAAUGUUAAGACUUGUCAUUUUGAAGGAGAUGUUUGAGCGAUGAAAAUUUUCGAAAUGUUUUUGCGACAUUUUGAAGGGCACUCCUUCAUAAGGAAGUUCCUAUUGCAACAAGAACGUCAAACGCAUAAAUGCAGACAAGUGACGAGAAGCGAGCGACAGCUCAUCUAUUCUUUUUAUUCUCUCUUCGCAACUUCUCUUCUUCUGAAAUGCAAAAGCUGAAUCUUGGUCCAGUAUAAUACUAGUCCAACCAAUUGGUCAUCUCCAUUGGGGUUUUGGGUCAGAAGUUCAACUUUGUUUUCACUGCGAAAAAACUUUCAAUUUUUCAUAGCAUCCCGUUUUUUUAGGAUCCAAUUGAUAUCCAAGAGUUUACUAAAAAAAAAAGUGAUUCGAGCUUGUUUCAGAACGGAACAGUCUGGAUCAACCACCGUCUUUCGGUCAAGUCUCCGUGCAAUUUAGACUUGCGGCAGUUCCCUUUCGACGUCCAAUCUUGCAUCCUUGUCUUCGAGUCGUACAGCCACAACUCGGAAGAAGCGAGUUUACGUUUUUGUUUCGCAUUCGUAUCUUUCCAAGGGAGGUAGUUUUUGCUUCCAAUGUUAUAUGGAAAGUCGCUCAAAAACUCGUAUAUUUACUGGAUGAUUGACUUUAGAGGAAGGUCUGCCAAAAAAGGGAUGUACUCAUCAAAAAUUAAGAUCAAUCGAGAUCAAUCCGUCCCAUCAUGCUCCACAUUUCUCCCGAGCUUUCAUUGAGCUACUUGUUAGGUCGAGCUGCAAUGGAUGGAGGACGCUGUGACGCUAAUGAAGCCAAUCCAACUGCCCGACUUCGACAUGGUGCACUAUUCGACCAAAAAAGAGACGCUCUUCUACCCCAACGGGUACUGGGACCAGUUGCAGGUCUGACCGUGAAAUCUCUCUUUUUCAACCUUUUUUCUUGAAGGUGACGUUCACGUUCAAGCGCCGCUACGGCUUCUACAUCAUCCAGGCCUACGUGCCGACUUACCUGACCAUAAUUGUUUCUUGGGUCUCCUUCUGCAUGGAGCCGAAGGCGUUACCGGCCAGGACCACCGUCGGAAUCUCCUCGCUUCUUGCGCUCACUUUCCAAGCGAGUCUUUUUGAGUGGACUUUCUUUUUUUUUCAUCCUGUUCAAACUGAGGAAAUUUAUGAAAGAUAUUCACAAAACGGACACUUGAGAAUGAUGAAAUAGUUGAAAUAGCUUUUUUUUUGUUCGAUCAUUUGCCUACCUCUGCAAGUUUUGGGUUCAAUUUCUACCGUAUUCAGAAAAAAAAAUGAAAAAAAAAACCGAAGAAUGUUACAGUUUGGAAACAUUCUGAAGAACCUACCGAGAGUCUCUUACGUGAAAGCGAUGGACGUUUGGAUGCUCGGAUGCAUCAGUUUCGUCUUCGGGACCAUGGUUGAGCUCGCUUUCGUCUGCUACAUUUCCCGUUGCCAGAAUAGCGUGCGCAAGUAACGUUAACGUUACCUUUAAACGAUUGAUUUGACUCUCUCAGUGCUGAACGUAGAAGAGAAAGAUUGCGGUCUUCCCAGGUUUGGGCGAACGGAUCGUGCCGAAGUCGAGGCAACAACGGCUACGUCGGCAACGGUUUGAAUCCGUGAAUGGAAAAAGAAAUGCGUUUCGAGCUGUGCCAAAAUGACCAUAUGAGAUUCUUUCAAACUUUUUAGUUGUGACUAAUGAAAAAAUUGGAAUGAUUGAUUAGCUGAAUGCUUUUUGUAAAAUACAAAUUUUAGAUGUCACUGUAGUACUAGCGGUGAAUGAACUAGUACAUGACCUAAAAGAUUGAAAGACUGUUGGGAACAAUUAUAUCAGUUUCCGAUUGCAGGAUCCAUAAUUUCCCACUACACGCCAGCAGGCAACGGCCACCGCAACGACACGCCGAUGAUUGGACACAGACCUUCGCUUUCUCGAGGCCCUCCGUCGCCGCUCAACCUCCAGAUGACGACUUUCGAUUCGGAGAUCCCUCUUACCUUUGACCAGGUAGUCAAUUUUCAGGAUUUUCUGCUACAAAACUCCUAAUGACUUUAGCUGCCUGAAACUGACAGACCGCUUGUGGAGCAGGUAAAACCAAAUUAGAAACCAUGUAAUGGUGUUUUUUUUUGUCUUUACCUUUGUCCGAUGUUUAUUCCCAUCUUUGUCUGCUGAACGAGAUAGAAACGAGGAUGUUCGUCCAACAGCGUAUCCCGCAAAAGCUCACCAUUUUGAACUUCAAAAUGCAUUGUAAAGUAACAGAAUGUUCGAUCGAGAAUUUAAAAAUUUCCCAUGUGUAUGAAAACUUUCAUGAGGUAAAAGAAUGUUAAAAGAAUUAUAGAACGGGAACUUCUGCGGUUUGCACCAACAUCCUACGUUCCUCCAUAGUGACUACGAAAGAGAUCUGACCGUGUUCUCUUUUUUCAGUACUGCCGAUCGUCGUCGCCGCCUCCGCCGACUUCUGGAUGCCUGGCGCGCUUCCAUCCGGAGGCCAUCGACAAGUUCAGCAUCGUCGCCUUUCCUCUCGCCUUCACCAUGUUCAAUGUAAGGGUGAACCUUCGCUCCGACGCACGCCUUCUUUUCAGCUCGUUUAUUGGUGGCACUACCUGUCCCAGACUUUCGACCACAACUACCUCACGCCGCCUUCCCACUGA
Molecule: messenger RNA, 5962 nt
Organism: Caenorhabditis auriculariae
Lineage: Eukaryota; Metazoa; Nematoda; Chromadorea; Rhabditida; Rhabditidae
Source: the annotation of a GenBank genome assembly